AAAGACUUAGCUUUGCCUGGUAAAUUCACAAGGGAUUUCAGUUGAUUUUCUUUCCCUUUUUACGCAUGCUUGCUAUAUAUUUAUAUAAUAACCAAGUAGAGCACGAUCUGAUGAACAAUUCUUGCAAAAAUGGCAACUGUAAGUCACAUAGCUAAUGCUAGCUAGCUGACAUUAUGUGCUGCUAGCUGUGCACCAGCAAUUCAUCCACCGCGACUUGAGCGUUUAAUCGAGCUAUAUGCAUUGAAGUCUGCGCUGCGUUUGUGGUCACUUAGACACUUUCUAUACGAUUAGUAUAAAAUGUCAGCGCAAAAAGACUGCGAGUUUUUGGUGAAAAGAGCCCGAGAGCUGGUCUCUGAUGAUCCCUGUGCGGCCAAAGCCUGGCUUAUAACUGCCAGAACCCUCUACCCUACAGAUUUCAACAUACAGUAUGAAAUGUACAUCAUUGAACGUAACGCACAGAGGACAGCUUCAGCAGGGAGACUGCUUUAUGACAUGUUUAUAAACUUCACAGAUCAGCCCAUUGUUUGGCGUGAGAUUAGUGUCAUCACAGCAGCCCUGCGCAGUGACUCUCAGGACAAGCAUGCACAGUUUUUACGAGGGCUCUUUGAGACACUACCUGGUCGUGUGCAGUGUGAGAUGCUGCUGAAGGCCACAGAACAGUGUUUCAACACUUUGGAGAAGGCAGAGAUGCUGCUGCUCCUACUGAAGCGAUUUCCAGAAUCUGUGGUCCAACACGGGGUCAAUUUAGGAGAGACAUUGUUGGAGGCAGAGGCAUCAGAGAAUGUGGAGACUCCUGUCAACUGCUUCAGAAAACUUUUUGUGUGUGAUGUCCUUCCACUGGUCAUAAACAACAUGGACAUGCGCCUGCCUGCCAGCCUAAUGCAGAAAUACAUGCUGAAAGCAGCUGAAUUCUACAUUGGUUAUGUUACCCGUGGCCCCUCACCUGAUGUACAGAUACAAGGCUCUCAGGAAGGUGGGACUCUGAAGUCACCUACUGUCUCCCGUGGCUCCCAGCGUUAUGUGAUCGAUGGCCUGUCAGAAAAGUCGUCGAUGGUAGCAGAGCCGUGGGAGAGGCUGCUGGACAUCCUUGGUGUGGUGGGAGCACGCUGCGAGUGGCAGGGAGACAAGGGGCAGAGGAGUUAUGUUGACAUGCUGCAGAGAGUAAAGGAACUGUGUCGCUACCUGCCUGGUCUGGAAGGAGACACGAGGUCGCGCUGCUGCAGUCAGGUGGUCAUCUGUGCUGCGCUCGUCCUCUUUCGCAGUGCCUUCCUCUAUGUCUCAGCUGUACAGCCUGCACUGUUCCAGGGAGUCAAUGCGUUGAGUUCAGGCCCGUGGAUCCUUGUGGAGGAUUUGAGCUCAGUGUAUAGUGAUGUGGAACUGGAGAGAGGAGCAGUGAAACAUGCACAUAAGAAACGCAAACUGGCUGAUGGGAGAGAGAAGACUAUGAGCUCAGAUGAUGAGGAAGGUCUGGGGAAAGGCCGCGGUCGGCACAUUCUGGUGAACAAAACAGAUAUGCCCAUUUGGUCAGAGACUCUGGAGAGCUUUCGUACAGCGAGAGAAAGCUGGGACCUCCUUCAUUCUCAUGAUGGUCUGGAAAGUGAGUUCAAAAAGAUCUGUGCCACUUGGAAGACGGACAGCUGGCUGUGGUUCAGAAUAUUUCUCACCGACAUGAUUAUAUUCCAGGGACAGUAUCGUAAGGCCCUCUCCAGCCUGCACCAGAUGGCUGCAGUGCAGCAGCCCCAGCCUGGCCAGCAGAGCCCCUCAGGUCAGGCCAGUCUGGAGCAUCACAGGGCCCUCAUUCAGCAGGCAUCCUGCCACUAUGCACUGGGAGAGUACAGGAUGGCCUGUGAGAAGCUGCUUGAUGUUGUCGGUGGACUGGUACCUCCAAGCCAAGAACCAACAAAGGCCCCAGAGGAUCAGGGUAGAGUCAAAACCAAAAGUAGGAAAGGUAAUGACUUGAGGUUACUUCCUUGCACCAGCAAAGCUGUGCUGCCUUUCUGUCUCCAGCUGAUGCUUGCUUGCUUCAAGCUUCGUGCCUUCACAGACAAUCGUGACGACUUGUCGCUCGGUCAUGUUGUGGUGCUUCUACAGCAUGACUGGCCGCAGGGCGAGAUGCUGUUUUUAAAGGCAGUGGAUAAAAUCUGUCAGCAAGGCAGCUUCCAGUAUGAGAAUUUCUUCAACUAUGUCACCAACAUCGACAUGCUGGAGGAAUUUGCAUACUUGCGUACUCCAGAAGGAGGGAGGAUUCAGCUGGAGCUGCUGCCCAAUCAGGGAAUGCUGAUUAAACACCACACAGUGACUCGAGGAAUUACCAAAGGAGUGAAGGAGGAUUUCCGUCUGGCAAUGGAGAGGCAGGUGUCGCGUUGUGGAGAGAACUUGCUGAGUGUGCUCCACCGUUUCUGCAUUAACGAGAAAAUAAUCAUCAUCCAGUCCCUUCCUUGACACCUGGCCUGUGCCUUUUGAACCUCGGCACAGUUUUAAUGCAGUUGGACUGGAUUUAUGACUCCAAAGCUGUUACUCUACAAAGGACACAUUUCUGUCUCUUUUGUCUUUUAUCAUCCAUCAUUGCACUCAUAUGAAAAGAAAAUGUCAGUGUAUGCUCCUUGCCUUAAAAGUGGACCUCUCCUUUCAGAGAGAAGACAAUACUGUAUUUACUGUGUUGCUGUCAUAAUCACUGUACAGUAUGUUUGCAGCUUUUUCCUUACUAGUACAAAGUUGAUGUGGUAACUUAAUGUGCUUAUCCACAUUUCAUGUUGUGAUGUUUUGUGGGAGUUAACAUUGACAAAAGAAUCAAAAGCAUUUUUGAUACUCUUUUUGUAAAGUUUAUUGUUUUUGCUACAGUCUUGAUCAAAUAGUUAGUUUAUGUUGAUGUUUCCAUUAAAUGUCACCUGAAUGGUUUAAAUAA
Stegastes partitus (bicolor damselfish) is the source of this 2905-nucleotide messenger RNA. It is a transcript of the gene ints10, whose product is annotated as integrator complex subunit 10. Gene Ontology annotation, biological process: snRNA processing. The record is from RefSeq and is a predicted model, not a curated record. Gene Ontology annotation, cellular component: integrator complex. NCBI's taxonomy places the organism in Eukaryota, Metazoa, Chordata, Actinopteri, Pomacentridae. The transcript is spliced from 17 exons. Bases 298 to 2442 code for a protein of 714 amino acids.